AUGCAUUAUGCUGGUACAAUUGGUAAUAUGCUUCAUCGUGAUGCAGCUGAAUUUGGUUGGAAAAGUGUUGACAGUGGUCAACAUGAUUGGUCAACAAUGCAAACACUGAUUGGAAAUUAUAUAAAAUCACUUAAUUUUUCAUAUAAAGUUCAACUUCGUUCAGCUAAUAUUAAAUAUUUCGAAGGUUUAACACAAUUUAUUGAUGAACAUACUAUUGAAUGGAAGGAUUUAAAAAAAAGUGGUCGUUUAACAUUUAAUAAAGCAAUUAUUGCAACCGGUGGUCGUCCGACAUAUGGUGAUUUUCCUGGUAGAGAAUUAUGUAUUAGUUCUGAUGAUGUUUUUUGGUUAAAAAAAAGUCCCGGUAAAACUCUUAUUAUUGGUGCAGCUUAUAUUGCACUUGAAUGCGCAUCUUUUCUUCAUCAUCUUGGAAAUGAUGUUACUGUUAUGAUACGUUCAAGACCAUUACGUACAAUGGAUCAUCAAUGUGGUGAAAUGAUAUGUGAAUUAAUGGAACGUGAUGGAGUAAAAUUUAUAAUGCCAGCUAAUCCACGUUCAUUUUCUGCUAUGGAAAAACCAAAUAAAUUAGAAAAUGCUAAAGAAUGUCGACCUGGUAUUUGGGAACAUGGAAAAGAUGCUAAAGAAAAUGAUCAAUUUUUACAUGAAUCAGGAGCAAUUGAAGUUCAACAUGCUGAUGGAAAAGUAACAUGGAUUCAUCCAAAAGGAGAAAUUGAAGUUAAAUAUGAAUAUGCUGAUCAGCGAAAAGGAAAAAUACAGUCAGAAUGUUUUGACACAGGUAUGUAG
This is a messenger RNA of Rotaria sp. Silwood2, 801 nucleotides long. Lineage: Eukaryota; Metazoa; Rotifera; Eurotatoria; Philodinida; Philodinidae. The record is from the annotation of a GenBank genome assembly.